Phaedon cochleariae (mustard beetle) is the source of this 1204-nucleotide messenger RNA. NCBI's taxonomy places the organism in Eukaryota, Metazoa, Arthropoda, Insecta, Coleoptera, Chrysomelidae. The record is from the annotation of a GenBank genome assembly.
AAUCUACCGCCUUGCAGAGUCAUGAAACUUGUCUAAUGAAAUAUUUGAGAGAAACUCACCAACUUUUGUAUCAACAACAAACUAUCGAGUUAACACAACCGAAUUCAGCGACGAACACCUAUGGCAUCGCUUUGGUUACAGCUGGUACGUUCGCAGUUCUGUUGGUAUUGGCUAUGUUUCUGGACACGCUGCGUUUCAUCUUGACACAUUCAUCUUCAGGAGUUAAAGCGCACUCUGUAUUUGUAACUGGCGUAUAUCCGGUGAUAUCCCUGGCCACCUACCUGGCUAUCCUGGUACCCAGGGCCCAUCUGUUGUCCGAAGCCGUCACUCAGGGCGCCUUCAUGUCGGGAAUGUACCGGCUGUUCUGCCUGUUCGUGGCCUACUGCGACGGCGAGGCGGAGCUGAUGAAGAGGAUCGAAGUCAGGAGGGUCAGGUGGACGCUUCGAGUGACUCCGUGCUGCUGCUGGCCGUGCUGCACUUUCCUGCCGGAGUUGGAGGCUACUAAAUCAUCAUUGAGAUCACUGAAGCUACUAGUUCUGCAGUUGCCAGUAGUGCAAGGAUUAGCAUAUCUAGUAUUGUUAGUGAUGUGGGCAGAAAGAGAGAGUCUGUAUCAAGUCAACUAUAUAUACCUGCAGCCAGUCAUAAUAAUUUCGAUCUUGGUCGGGAUUUGGUCUAUGACGAUACUGAUGAACGUACUGAAAAGCACACUCGACAAAAGCUAUUCCCUUUCCGGAAAAUUCAUUGUGCUGCAGUUGGUGCUGAUUUUUGCCAAGGUACAGGGACUAGCAACUAGGGCUCUCGUUUGGGUAGACAUGUUGCCUUGCAACCCUCCUAUAACACCGCAAGUUUACGCCAAUCUGCUGCAUAAUGCGUUGAUGCUAUCAGAAAUGGUUCUGUUAGGAGCAAUAGCUAGAUACCUCUACAAGAAGAACAUUCCAGAAAUUGCGACAGAAGAGAUGCAAAUCAGUACCUUAGGAAACAUAAUGAAUAACAACGAUAUUGGCAGAAGUAAUAAAUGGAGUUCUGAAUUGAAAAGAACUGGGAUUGAGAAUGAAGCCGUCGAUAUCACAAACUGAUGAUUUAUUACACAUGCUUAAACGCCAACUACAGUAAAUUAAUGCUUUGUUUGUUUUCUUAUAUUUAUGAAUUGAAGUCAAGUGUGAGGAUUGUUUGAAUAUAUACAUUUUUUGUUCUUCUAAUUGAU